This is a messenger RNA of Trichomycterus rosablanca, 1459 nucleotides long. RefSeq lists its product as uncharacterized. Gene Ontology annotation, molecular function: serine-type endopeptidase activity. The transcript is spliced from 6 exons. The coding region runs from base 1 to 948 and encodes 315 amino acids. Lineage: Eukaryota; Metazoa; Chordata; Actinopteri; Siluriformes; Trichomycteridae. The record is from RefSeq and is a predicted model, not a curated record. Gene Ontology annotation, biological process: proteolysis.
AUGGAAGCAAAAAGCUUCAUUUUAUCGUUGUUGCUGCUCGUGCUGGGCUUGGUGCUGGAGAAAAACUACACCCAUGCAUUUACCGCCAGCCGCCUCCAGCAUCACGUCCUUCAACUAGACUGGCCCAAAGAUUGUGGCCUGGCUCACUUCAAACCAAACACAGCAGAACGUAUUGUAUCAGGCAAUGAGGCCAGACCUCACUCCUGGCCAUGGCAGGUUUCACUGCAGGUUCGUCCCAGAGGCAGCAGACACUAUGUUCAUGUGUGUGGUGGGACUCUGAUCCAUAAAAACUGGGUGCUUACUGCAGCUCACUGUUUUCAGAGGGGGAAAGCCGAAGACUUGGGAAAUUGGCGUAUUGUGUUGGGCAAGCACAAGCUAAAAAAGUCUGAAUCAGCUGAACGCAUUUUUCCUGUGAAGAGAAUUUACAGACAUGAGCAUUUUCACUAUCCAGCACACAGUGAGCUGGACUAUGACAUAGCCCUGGUUAAAGCAGGAGCUGACAUCCUGCCCAGCAACUUCAUUCGUUACGCCUGCCUGCCGCGCAAGCAGACAAAUCUGAGACCAGGCCAUUACUGCUGGGUGACCGGCUGGGGAGACACACUAGGUGGGAAAGAGCAUGUGUCACUGGCUGAAGCAUUAAACCAGGCCCGUCUGCCCAUCAUUGACCACAAAACAUGCAGACAAAAGAAGUUCUGGGGAGAGCGUGUGACAGAAUUCAUGAUCUGUGCUGGUAUAAAAGACACAGAAGGACCUCCUGCUGCCUGUCAGGGAGAUUCAGGUGGCCCUCUAAUGUGUCAGCUGGACCAGGAUCGGUGGGAGGUACGAGGUGUGGUGAGUUUUGGCCCCAUUGGCUGUACGGUAGAGAAUAAGCCUAGUGUCUUCACCCGCACUGCUGCUUACAUCCCUUGGAUUGAAGCCACCCGCAUCAGGGAUUUCUUUCUGCAUUAAUUUUAGGGGCCUCAAUUUUCACCUAUGUAAAAAAAAAAGGCAGUGGCUGAGUCACUGUAACUCACACAUCAGGACUGGGACUAAUCUUAUACAUUUGCUCUUCUAUCUGUACUGCACUAUCCUGUCCUAGUGGAGCAGCCAGUCAUUGCCACCAAUGUUAGUCACUUUAGGACUACAGUAUAAGGACAAAAGUAUUGGGACACCCCUUCUAAUUCAAACAACAUAGGAUAACUGGUUUAAUAAAUCAAUUACAUAAAUAUGAACGUUAUCCUUCCAGCUUUGCAGUUCCAGCAGCAAUACAAAUGCUGUUUUGACUAAAUGGGCACAAAUGUCACUAUUUUAAUACCAUUUGUUUCUUAAAUGGGACCCCCAACAAGCUCAUGGUCAGGUGUCCAAAUACAUUUGGCCAUAUAAUGUUUGAAUAUGUGAUAACCUCCUGCAAUCAAUCAAUUCAACAACACAAAAAGUAUCAAUGUUUAAACUCAAUAAAAAUGAUUUGCUAAGAAACAAA